This is a messenger RNA of Eucalyptus grandis, 438 nucleotides long. RefSeq lists its product as uncharacterized. The record is from RefSeq and is a predicted model, not a curated record. NCBI's taxonomy places the organism in Eukaryota, Viridiplantae, Streptophyta, Magnoliopsida, Myrtales, Myrtaceae. The coding region runs from base 1 to 438 and encodes 145 amino acids. The transcript is spliced from 3 exons.
AUGGAGCACCAUGUAGAAAUUUGUCAGUACUUUACCCACAGACAUGUUUCUGUAAUUUUCCUCCUCCGCAGAGAUCUUCUGCGCCGCAUGGUUUCAGUGCUAGCAAAUUCCUAUGACCGCUAUGCUAAAUUGUUGAAUGGAAACCAUAAGUCCCACGUCCAUUCUCCUCAAAAGGCUGCGACACUAUCGCGGUACAAACCUACAAUCAACUCCUCAUCCUUGGUCAAUGAUUUCAAGGAGAUGGAGUUGCACUUUGCUAAGGUUUUGACAUGCUACAAUUCCGCAGGGCACAUUGUGCUGUACUACCAGGAUCUCAUGAAGAAAUGGGGCCUCAAGCUAAAUGAAGUACAAGAGUACCUUGACCUGCCAACGAAGGAUUUGACGAGCUGCCAGAUCAAGAUACGUAGUGUGCCGUCGUCGGACCAUAUCAAGAACUAG